Macrobrachium nipponense is the source of this 2421-nucleotide messenger RNA. RefSeq names its product dolichyl-diphosphooligosaccharide--protein glycosyltransferase subunit 1-like. Gene Ontology annotation, cellular component: oligosaccharyltransferase complex; membrane. NCBI's taxonomy places the organism in Eukaryota, Metazoa, Arthropoda, Malacostraca, Decapoda, Palaemonidae. The record is from RefSeq and is a predicted model, not a curated record.
UGUCAAUCGUUGGUUGGUUGUCGGCCGGCGACCCGACUUCACGAGUUGGAGUACCAAAAACAAACUGGUGUCCGUCUACCAAUUUGUAAUUUUUUCAUAAUGAAGUCGCUAAGUUAUCUCUUUCUCCUUGCCUUUGUGGUUAUAAGUGUGUCGGGUACUUUUGAUAGCAUAAAUAAGGACAUUGUCAACAAGAAGAUAGACAGGAAAGUUGACAUAUCGACGCAAGUCGUGAAGAUAAGUAACAAGAUUACCUUGAAUGAAGGCUCAGGAGCUGUCAAGUCUUUCCUUUUGUCACUUACGAGGGAGGAGAAAGACACUUUGGCUUACAUCAACGUAGUGACUGGAGGCUCCAGCCUCAAACUUGCAGAAACCAAAGUCCAGGAAUUCCCAGAUAUAUUUUUCUACAAGGUUGAAUUGAAAGAUGCACUUCAGCCAGGCAGGACAGUCAAUGUUGAGGUAGAAAUGCUUUUAACCCAUCUAAUGGAAGCUUACCCAGCUUUGAUACAACAAGGAGAAAAGCAGUUAGUGAGAUACAAAGGCAAUCACUAUGUUCUCACACCAUAUGCCACCACUCCCAAACAAACCACUGUUACUCUCUCGUCACCAAACAUUGAAAAUUACUCGCGUCUUAAGCCAACUUCCCAUACAGAUACAUCCAUCACAUAUGGUCCUUAUGAAGGAGUCGCUGCUUUUGCAAUGGAUCCAAUGAGUAUUCACUAUGAAAACAAUUCGCCAUUCCUUACUGUGACGAGACUUGAACGUGUCAUAGAGGUUUCACACUGGGGUAACAUAGCAGUUGAAGAGACCAUUGAUGUUCUUCAUACUGGUGCCAAACUCAAAGGGUCCUUUUCAAGAUAUGAUUUCCAGCGAGAACAUAACAGUUAUUCCAGUGUCAAAUCUUUUAAAACCGUAUUGCCUGCAUCAGCCAAGGACUUGUAUUACCGUGAUGAGAUUGGCAAUAUCUCAACUUCCCACAUGCGUGUCCUUGAAGAUGCUGUGGAGUUGGACUUGAGGCCAAGAUUCCCUUUGUUUGGUGGAUGGAAAACUCAUUACAAGAUUGGAUACAAUGUUCCGUCUUAUGAGUAUUUGUACAGCUCAGGUGAUGACUACAUUUUGAAAAUGAGGAUUCUUGAUCAUGUUUUUGAUGAUGUCAUUGUUGAUGAGCUGGCAUUGAAGGUCAUUUUACCAGAAGGUGUUAGAAACAUUGUAAUUGAAACUCCAUACCCUGUUGAGCAGUUACCUGACUCCUUGCAUUUCACAUACUUGGAUACUGUAGGCCGUCCUGUGGUGACAAUCACAAAAAGUAAUCUUGUAGAAAGCCAUAUUCAGGACUUCACACUUCAUUACCAAUUCCCAGCUAUUAUUAUGCUUCAGGAGCCACUGCUUGUGGUAGUUGCAUUCUUUAUUCUCUUCAUCUCGGUUAUUUUGUAUGUCCGACUUGACCUGACCCUAAGCAAAGAUGAUGCCACAGAAGCUAAGAUGAGAGUAUCAUCGCACUGUGAGUUGGUACACUCACACCAUGACAAACGUGCCAGGCUGUACGAGAAGCUUGAAGAAGAACUGCAAAAGUUGAAGAGUUCCAAGGAUGUAGUUCAGUCUCAGACUGCCACUCGAAAGCUUUUUAACAGCAUUCGUGAUGAGACACAGGUCAUCAAUGACCUGGCUGUGAAGAUUCGCCAGGAUAACGUGGAAUAUGCUGAUAAAGUGUCAGAACUGCAGAAGUUGGAUAAGGUUAUCCGUGAUAGUGUGAAUCAGCAGCUGACCAAUGUAGAGAAAUUAGUCGCUGGCAAGAUGAGCAAGCCGCAGUAUAUGGAAGUAGAUGGGCCCCUUCACAAGAAAAAAGAGGAGGCAUUAGAGAAAACAAAAAAUCUUCUGGGAAACAUUUAACCAACUGGAAUGUGGUGGUAGAGCACAGCUGAAAAUAUGUGGAAAUUUUCUGCAGCUGUCUUUGUUAUGGGAUUUUUGUUUAGAAAGUAAGUGGUGAUUAUUCCAUAGAAUAUUUGAUCUUCCAUUUAAAUUUCUGCAAAUUUCAUCAAUUAGUAUUGCAUUCAUAGUGAAUACAGAUACACUACUGGCGUGGUUGUUAUGUACUGAAUUAAAUGGAGCAUAUGCAUUGCUUGUCCUUUUUUAUGAAUAUUUGCACAUAGAUUUGCUAAUGAAACUCUGGAUUUUGUGUUACGAAUUUUUCUGUAUAACACUGUGAAUUUUUCUGUAAUGGUUGGUAGUGUCUGUGCUUCAUUGUUUUUUUUUUUUAUUGCUAUUACGAAGUUAGCAACAUUCCUGACAAAUGACAUUUUGCCAUGUCUUUCUUUUUCUUUUAUAAAAAAAAGCUUUGUAAAUUAUUGUAGAUUCUCUAUAUAAAAGUCAUUUUAAUGGCUAGAGUAUUAUAGAAAAAUCUGUCAAUAAAGAAAAAGAAGCACU